Molecule: messenger RNA, 1859 nt
Organism: Prosopis cineraria
Lineage: Eukaryota; Viridiplantae; Streptophyta; Magnoliopsida; Fabales; Fabaceae
Product: transcription factor bHLH137-like
Exons: 8
Coding region: 286-1314 (342 amino acids)
Biological process (GO): regulation of DNA-templated transcription
Cellular component (GO): nucleus
Molecular function (GO): protein dimerization activity; DNA-binding transcription factor activity
Source: RefSeq, a predicted model, not a curated record
AAAUAAAAAAAGAAAUCUUGAAUGCUGAACAAAACUUGUUAUCAGCAUCGGUAAUUCAAGUUGAUCGGAUUGGACCGGUCAAAUGAACUGAACUGGACUGGCCUUGCAUGGGAAUAACUGAAUGAGUUACCUUUAAAGAUCUGGGCAAUUAUAUGUGGCAGCGUCUUUAUAUAUUGAGACCUUCCCUCUUAGUUCUGUCGCAGACCCAUUCUCCAUUACCACUCUGCUUCCUUCCCUAUCACUAUCUUCAUAACUUCCAUUUGCAAAUCCUCCCCACCUCUGUCCAUGGCAGCCUUUUCAUUCCAAUGCCACCCUUUUCUUGUUGACUCUCCACUUUUCUCUAGUGCUCCCAUUAAGACGACAGCUUUCACUGACCAGGCUCAGGUUCAGCCUCAGCCUCAUACGAACCCUGCUCCUCAGUUUCACGAGACAUCUUUUCACAUCACAAAUCAGGAGAAUAGCUUUGUUGAUCAGAACUCCAAGUUUAACAUGAGUGAUAAUGAGCCUCCUUCUGUCACCAAAAACCAGAGUCCUGAGACCUCUGUGGUGUUGGAUAAGCUUGAACCUGGUGAGCAGGUCACUCAGAAGGUGACUCCUAUGGAGAAGAAGAGAAACAGGAAUCGUUCGAGUCAUCCUCAAUCUAAGGAAGCUACCGGGGAAAGAAAGAAGAAACAGAAGAAGAGCAACAACGGAGAGGCGAAAGAAGGAGAUAAGCCAAAAGAUGAGAAGAAGAAUCAGAAGAAGAGUCCUGAAGAACCUCCAACAGGUUAUAUCCACGUGAGAGCAAGAAGAGGUCAGGCAACCGAUAGCCACAGCCUAGCUGAAAGGGUAAGAAGAGAGAAGAUAAGUGAGAGGAUGAAGAUGUUGCAGCGACUCGUUCCAGGCUGUGAUAAGGUGACUGGAAAAGCCCUCAUGUUGGAUGAAAUAAUCAAUUAUGUUCAGUCCCUACAGAAUCAAGUGGAGUUCUUGUCAAUGAAACUUGCUUCUGUGAACCCCGUGUACUAUGACUUCACAAUGGACCUAGACUCCCUCAUGGUCAGACCAGAGAAAUCAAAUUUCGUGCCAUCUGUGCCACAAUGCAGCCUCAACCAGGCGACAACUUUUGCUGAUACAAGCAUCACCACCACCACUCCCAUGGGCUUUCCUACUGCUAAUGACUAUCCUUCGGACAAUUCGGCUUCUUUUUCUCUUCAAGGACAGAGGUCUAAUGUCUUAUCUGAGGACACGAGUAGUCAAUUCUGGGACAUAGAAGACCCACGCCAAAAGUUUCUUCAUCCAUAUGGGAUCAACAACAGCUUAUGUUUCUUUCAUUAACAAUAAAUUUAUAUCCAGCUGCCCUGCAAGGCAACAAACAUGUUAGGAUUUAUCUAUUCCAGUAGGUACGGGAAUUGCAGACAGCCACGAGAAUCAUCGAAAAAGAAGUUCUUAUGCUCGAAAAACCAGAGCCACGCUUGGAACCAGCGUUAUCAGUUGGAGAAGAAAUUAAAAUUAGUUGCCAUAAUACUCUGGCUUGGUUCCUAGUCCAUCCGAUAAAAGUGGCCUUUGGACAUGAAUAAAGGGAAGCAAAAUUAAUGGAUGAAGAACCCAGAGGACAUAUACUACCGACCAAACAUGACCAUAUCUUUUCUAGAUUCAUUGUUCUGUUCCUGUUAUUUUUAACUCUCCAAGUGAUAUGUUGCACAUAUUCCAAGAUGCUCUGGGUCAAUCAUAAAGACAUCAGACUUUGAAUAGAUUACUUCAAUCAUGUAAAUUACAUUAUAUAUAUACAUAAAAGAUUCUUGUGGUGGCAGUUUUUCCGUUGCAACAGUUAAUUUCACCGUUAUUGGGAAAUGAGAGGCUGACCUAUUAUCAUGUUCUUG